Molecule: messenger RNA, 1349 nt
Organism: Branchiostoma belcheri (Belcher's lancelet)
Lineage: Eukaryota; Metazoa; Chordata; Leptocardii; Amphioxiformes; Branchiostomatidae
Product: endonuclease G, mitochondrial-like
Exons: 4
Coding region: 102-1040 (312 amino acids)
Biological process (GO): apoptotic DNA fragmentation
Cellular component (GO): mitochondrial inner membrane; nucleus
Molecular function (GO): nucleic acid binding; metal ion binding; single-stranded DNA endonuclease activity
Source: RefSeq, a predicted model, not a curated record
GACGUCACGGAAUGUAGCAUGACGGGAAAUAUUAAAUCCCAGUAUAACAGGUUAAAGGUCAAGUUCCGGUUUUGUGGAAGAUCAGCUGAGCUGAGGGAAACAUGUCCUCAAUGUCCUCUCUCAAGUCUCGCCUCCUCCCUGCUAUCACCACGGUGACAUCUGUUGGUGUUGGAGUAUGGCUGGGAGUCCAGUACGAAAGAAAAACUCUCCCCUUUCCAUCAGUGUUUGCCAAAACGUCUUCUCCUAGUGAUGAAGUUGAUACCAGAACAGUUCCCGGACACCUAGUCCCAGUCCCCCCUGGUCCCAGUUCUCACACCAGCCCCGGGAAAGCCGGUCAGAUCAUGAGGUUUGGUUUCCCGGGGCUCACAGACUUGAAGUCGCGUGAGGGAUAUGUCGUUUCCUACGACAGAAGAAACAGGAACCCACAUUGGGUGUUUGAACACCUCACCUCUGCCCACAUAAGGGGGGAAUCAGACAGGCAGGAGUGUGACUUUAAAGAAGACGAGACGAUUCAUCCAUAUUUCCGAGCGACCAAUUGGGACUUCAAGCGCAGCGGGUACGACCGUGGUCACCUGGCAGCCGCAGCCAAUCACAGGCACUCGCAGUCCGCCAUGGGAGAUACCUUCUACCUGAGCAACAUCUCACCACAGGUUGGAGAAGGGUUUAACCGUGAUGCGUGGAACAGACUUGAGAGGUAUGUCCGAGGUCUGACCAAACAGUUCAACAAUGUCUACGUCUGCACGGGACCGCUGUACUUGCCAAGGAUGGAGUCAGAUGGCAAGAUGUAUGUCAAGUACGAGGUGAUUGGCCGAAACCAUGUUGCCGUGCCAACCCACUUCUUCAAGGUCAUAGCUUGUGAGACGAACAAGGGUGAACUCAUCUUGGAGUCUUACGUCAUGCCCAAUGCCAAAAUCGACAACAAUUAUCCCCUCAAGAACUUCUUAGUGCCAGUGGAGAGUAUAGAGAGAGCAUCAGGGUUACUUCUCUUUGACAGGAUACCCAGGAAUACAUUCAAGGCUAUUAAUGGGAGGCAACCUUGAUAACAUUAAGCAGGAAAAUUGAGAAAAUGUUUUGUAAAAAUGAUCUUGAGAAAUUUUAGCCAAAUUUAGGUUGUUAAAAGGCUCUUGUCUUGCAUAUUUACCAAGCUGGAUAGUUGCCAGGAAGGCCUAGUUUACUCACUGGGCAAUCUUUUUCUAUUACAUCUUUCAUCUAAAAGUUUUUACCUUACCUUAACCCUCUGCAGUACUUCCAUAUCUCUCUUUUGAAUUUCAAAUUCCUAUCUUCCUGCACAAAAAAAGUACUUUAAGAAUAGAAGUCUGUCUUAGAACUGGAAAGAUCUGAAUCCUUUC